ACAGACCAGCCAUUGAUAAGACAUGAGAGGCACGCUACAGACUUGUGUUCCCGCCUUCUGUCGAAGAAGGCAAGCUCGCCGGCUCGGCUGCGCAGAACGCUUGCAUCGCUCGAUGAUGAACGCCCAGGUCCUGCUUUGUCUCCUUGCGCUGGUGUUAUUGGCUCGCCCUGCCGCCCUUGGAAACACACCUAGGUCGUUCGUGAUCGACUACGAGAACAACAGGUUUCUCAAGGAUGGCCAGCCAAUACAGAUCGUUGCGGGCGGCAUCCACUACUUCCGCACCCUACCCCAGCAGUGGGAUGAUCGGCUAACCACCAUGAAAGCCGCGGGGCUCAACGCGAUACAAACGUACGUAGAGUGGAGCAGCCACGAACCCGAGGAAGGCCGCUACGACUUCGAGGGCCCUCAAGACCUCAUGCACUUCCUGAACCUCGCCCAGAGCCACGACUUCCUGGUUCUGCUCAGGAUUGGCCCGUACAUCUGUGCUGAAAGGGAUUUGGGAGGACUGCCGUACUGGUUGUUGUCAAGAAAUGCCUCCAUUCGUUUUCGGACUAUGGACCCAGAAUACACCAAACCCGUCGAGAGGUACUUCUCUAAGCUGCUUCCACUGUUACAGCCACUUCUAUACGUCAACGGAGGACCCAUUGUAGCUGUGCAGAUCGAGAACGAGUACGGCAGCUACAAGGCAUGUGACUUCGAGUACAUGGCCUGGUUGCGAGACUUAGUACGCCGUUACCUGCACUAUGACGUCAUCCUUUACACCACAGACGGGGCCGCGGAUAGUUUCCUCAAGUGCGGCAAGGUCGACGGUGUCUACACAACCGUUGAUUUCGGUCCAACCGAAGACCCCGAGAAGAUGUUCGCGGUGCAACGCCGGCAUCAGGAACGGGGACCGCUGAUGAACUCGGAGUAUUACACGGGCUGGUUGGACCACUGGGCGGAGCCACACAGCACGGUCAGCACGGCAGCUGUAGCGGCUGGUCUGGACAGGAUUCUGAGCAUGAAUGCAUCCGUCGCCUUGUACAUGUUUCAUGGCGGGACUUCAUUUGGCGUCAAGUCAGGCGCUAACGUUGAUAGGUACGGAUUCCAUCCCACGCCGACAAGUUACGACUACGAUGCGCCCAUGACGGAAGCCGGCGACCCAACGGACAAGUUUCGUGCAAUACGAGAUGUCAUUUCCAAGCACCUUCCGGUGCCGCAAGUUCCUGUCCCGGAGCCCAAAAAGAAGAUGGCGCUGGGGAAGGUCCCACUCAGAAAGCUUUACGACUUGAAGGCCCUCAGGCAACUUUUGGUGGAUGCAAGGAUACCAUACAUACGACCAUUGUCAUUUGAACGAAUCAGACAGAGCCAAGGCCUGGUGCUGUACGAAACAUGGGUGAACUUCCUUCCCAGGAAUCCAGCAGCGCUUAGUGUACCUGGACUCCGUGAUCGAGGAUACGUCUACGUGGAUGACGCUUACCAAGGCAUCAUUUCGCGCAUGGACAACGUGUACAGCGUCGUGAUACCGGUUACGAAAGGCCAACGGCUCACUAUACUGGUGGAAAGCCAGGGGAGGGUCGGCUUCAUAGACCUCAACGACCCCAAGGGACUCGGCUCGAACGUGACUCUCUCUGGAAUAACGCUGAGCCACUGGAACAUGACACCGAUUGACACGAGGGAUCACCUGGCCGCGCAGCGUCACCCUGACGACGACGUUCUUUCUUGGAAGACGACGAAACCGUCUUCCACCAGCUGCGGCAUGCCUUCGCCGGGUCUGGCGGUUUACCAAGCGACGUUCAAGCUGAAUGUUACCACACCUCUAGACACAUUCAUCAGGCUGGACCACUGGAAGAAGGGCAUCGUUGUCCUCAACGGCUUCAACUUGGGCCGGUACUGGACACCCAUGGGUCCGCAAAAGACGCUCUACGUACCGGCAGUAUUGUUCAAGGAACAAAACUUGCUCGACAUCGUCGAACUGGAACAAGCGCCGUGCGGGCAGGACUCUGCAGACUGCUACGUGCAGUUCGUCGACACGCCCGACAUCAAUGGCACCGUGCCACUCUCUACACAGAAAUAAACUGUGCGACACGUUA
Molecule: messenger RNA, 2072 nt
Organism: Dermacentor silvarum
Lineage: Eukaryota; Metazoa; Arthropoda; Arachnida; Ixodida; Ixodidae
Product: beta-galactosidase-like
Exons: 15
Coding region: 23-2056 (677 amino acids)
Biological process (GO): carbohydrate metabolic process
Cellular component (GO): vacuole
Molecular function (GO): beta-galactosidase activity
Source: RefSeq, a predicted model, not a curated record